GCUAUCGCGGGGCUCAAGGCGGAGGCAAACCGGCAAUGCGGCACCACCAGUAUCUCAUCCUUCCAGUCCCUGACUGCCCUUGUAUGGCGGUGCAUCGCGCGCGCCCGCCGCUUCCCGCCCAGCCAGGUCACAGGUUGCCGGAUGGCUGCGAACAACCGGGCAGGCUUGACCCUCCUCUCUCGCCGGAGUACUUCGGAAACUCAAUCACACCAGUGAGGACGGCGGCUAAGGUGGGGGAGCUGCUGGGCAGCGGUCUUGGGUGGGCGGCGCGACUGCUGCAUACGGCGGUGGCGGAGCACAGCAGCGCAAAGCUGAGGGAGUGGAACGAGGAUUGGAUAAAGAGGCCACAGGUGUACCACCUGGACAAGACGUUCGAUCAGUACAGCAUCAUGAUGGGGAGCUCGCCACGGUUCGACAAGUACGGCAACGAGUUCGGGCUGGGGAAGGCCGUGGCUCUGCGAAGUGGGUAUGCGAACAAGUUCGACGGCAAGGUCUCAGCCUAUCCGGGCCACGAAGGAGGCGGAAGCAUCGACCUCGAGAUCUGCCUUCCGCCGACGACGAUGGCACUCUCGAAGCUGACCCGGAAUUCAUGGCCGCCGUGACGGAUUCGUAGGUGGGAGGGCCAAAGUCAACACGGCGGUCAUGCGCAAGUCGAGUCAACACGCGUUAGGAGUUUGGAGGAAUAAAGAUUUGUUAUUUGACUACGAAUUUUAAGUUGACUCAUCUCUUAACGUAAUACCCAAUAAAUUAUGAGUUUACAUUCUAUGUACGCUUGGUCCGGGAAAAUUCCAAGUAAGAGCUGAAGUGUGGCCCUUUUCUUAUGCCGCUUUUCAAGUUACUGGCAUUUUAUCCAAAGUUGUCUUUUA
This is a messenger RNA of Eucalyptus grandis, 866 nucleotides long. RefSeq names its product BAHD acyltransferase DCR-like. The coding region runs from base 36 to 602 and encodes 188 amino acids. The transcript has a single exon. NCBI's taxonomy places the organism in Eukaryota, Viridiplantae, Streptophyta, Magnoliopsida, Myrtales, Myrtaceae. The record is from RefSeq and is a predicted model, not a curated record.